This is a messenger RNA of Schistosoma spindalis, 3241 nucleotides long. Lineage: Eukaryota; Metazoa; Platyhelminthes; Trematoda; Strigeidida; Schistosomatidae. The record is from the annotation of a GenBank genome assembly.
AAUUUACUUGUUGUAACCCCUUGGUGUCAGUUCUAGUUAAAGCCAAGACAAUGAAUAAAUUGAAAGCAAACAGAAUCAAAAGUAGAGGUCCUGCAGAUAAUGUAAUAAAAAAUUCAUCUAACUUUGGACAAACAGAUAAAGAGCUGUAUGCAGUACUUAUUGCAGACCUUCUAUACGAUCGCUUCGAUCCUCUAAGUGACUACGUUCCCCCUUGUUUGCUUCCAUUAAGUAAUGUUCCUCUGCUGUAUAUGACGUUAUCUACUCUUGCUUCUGAUGGUUUCAGGAACAUUCUAAUCUACACUAUUAAAAGCUACAAAAGCGUCCAAGCAUACAUAAAUCAAACUAUUUUAAGUAAUUGUUUUCCUGGAUUGAAAAUUUGUGUACGAAAUGUGGAAAAUUGUCAUAAUCUAGGUGAUAUUAUGCGUGAUCUUGAGUCAAGUGAAUUUCUUUGUGGAGUCUCAGACUUUUUGCUUGCUCCCGCUGAUCUGAUUUGCGGCAUCUCUUUGGCGAAAUUUGUUCAUAAACAUAAGGAACAACGUGAAAAAACACCCAAUGCUAUACUCACUCUUCUGCUACCCCCUAUAACCGAAGCGAUAAGUUCAGUUCAAGCUUCUGAACUCAAAGUUAAUGUUAUAUUUUCGCGAACAAACAACAAUCGUUUGAUCAAUCUUUUUCACGAAUCUCAUCGUGACCUUUCUCCAGUUCUGCUUAGUGACUUGAUGAAACCCGGUGAAGUUAUCGAGUCUUCUCAGCUGAUGGAUAUUCAACUGAGUAUUUGUAGUAACCAUAUACCACCACUGUUUCAAGUGAGAUAGAAUGUUUUAAAUCUCAUUAAGUUCUUUCAAGCAUGGGUUCUUAAUGUUUUUUUAUUAAAAACUGUGUUCGACUACAAAGGACUGUCUGUCCAUGGAUAUGGUUUCAAAUGAGAUACGUACAGGUUUUUGUACUUUAUUCUGUUUACUUUAAGCUGUUUGGCGCUUAGUAUUAAUUGGGGUGUCAUAAAUUUUUUAUAAAAGCGUCACGUAACAUUUUAUUAUAAGGGUCGUCAGGAUUAUGAAACGUUCAUUUAUUUUUCGGGAUUUCAUUCCAGUCAAAUAUUUCAUUACAACAUGAAUCUGAUUAAAAAUGUCAUCAAUUGAAAUGUAAAUGAAUUAUUUGAUGAGUUUCAAAAGCGGUUUGAAACAAGUAAGACCAAUAGUUGGAGUCGCUUAAAUAUUUCGUUUGCUGCAAUCGUCUACCAAGAAAUAUCUACUGAAGUGGUCACUUGCCUGCUACCUUCAUCGUUUUUACUUAUUCAAAGAAAUGUCAAUAUGCAAUGAUAAUUUUGACUAUGAAACUAUGGAUGAUCUUGUAAAUGGAGUAUUAACGAAUGAAGAAAUUAUGGAAUAUACCAUACAUGUUGAACCUCUACCAAAAGGACCGAUUGUGCUUCAGGCUGCUCCUGAUCUUAGUAGUUUAAUUGACCUAAACUUUAAACUUCUGUCUCGACAAGGAGGAUUUCAUUUGUCGCUGCCACCUUUGUACGCCAAUCUAUCAGGCUCCGAAAUUGUAGCAGUUGGUCCACAAGUUUUUGUGGCUAAGUCGGCGAAAGUUCACCAUAAAGCCAGAAUAAUUGGAGCAUGCUUUAUUGGAUCUGGGUGCGAGGUGUCGGCGUUUGCUUGCUUAAUUGACUGUUCUCUUGGGGGGAAUUGUUUUGUAGGUGAAAACGCUUGUUUACGGCGUGUUAUCGCUUUGGAGAACGUUCAUAUUUCUAGCCAUGUAAAGGCAGACGUAGCUUGGUUGUGUUCCGGUGUUCGUAUACUUUCUGGAUUUAAACUUCCUAACUGCUGUUUCAUAGGCCCAUCAUCAACCGCAGCUGUAACAUUGGGUCCAGGAUGUGGUAACUUGCCAAGUAACAGCGUUUUGGUCGCCCCUCGUACAGGUGAUUUAGUUAUAGACCCUUUAGUUGGUGGUGAACAAGCCUGGGCUGCGUAUUAUAAAAAAAGGCAACCUUCAGGGACAAGCGAUUCUGUGGAUAAUCUUUCCGAGGAGGAUACACAAUCCGACCAAGUGUAUUUGACAAAUGAUGAAUUUACAAAUUGUCACUUGUGGGAAACGGCCUGGGACAGAAUUAAAAAUGCAGCUAAAACACGUCGGCAGAGAAUGAACCAAAAGUCUAGUCAUAGCCGAACUAGUGAUAUUCGUUGUAGCAAAUCCAGCAAGCCUCGCCGUAUGGUAAGUGAGAUAGAUGACAGUGAUGGAGAUUUGGAACAUCAAUUAAAAGAUGCAUCAAAAACUGAAAGUGAUGGCGAUGAUGAACAGUCAGAAAGCUUCAUAAUUACUGAGUUGAAACGAACUUUGGAACGAGGUGAACGACAUAAGUAUCCGGCUGAAACACUUAUACUUGAAGUUAAUUCUUUAAAACAUGCUUAUAAUGUACCUAUUGAAGAUUUCGGAUUCUUAUUGACAAAAGCCUUACUGGAGCUAACUCGUGAUCAUUUAUCUUCGAAAUCACAAAAUGAAUUCAGUAAAGCUGAUAUAACAGAAUUCAUCAUUAAUCUUCGUAAACUCCUAUUAAGCUUUAAUACUGUCCUGUCAUCAUGUAUGUCAGGAUUUCAAAAUACUGGCCGAGUUUAUCUUCAAGCCGUUGAAGAUGCAGCAUGCUAUGAUUCAUUAAUAUUCGCUUCUGCUAUGUCUAUUAUUCACACUAUGUAUGACAAUGAUUUGGUUUUAGAAGAUGAUAUAUGGUGGUGGAAAGAUAAUUCUCCACUUUUACUUGAUGAUGAUAUUUCUGAGAAUACUCGAUCAUUAAGAGAAAAAGUCAAACCUUUCUUUGAUUGGCUUGAACAGGCGGAAGAAGAAGAUGACGAUGAUAAGUAAUGACACGUUUAUAACUUUAUACAAUACUUUUUCUUCACUUUAUGUGUUAUUUGCAUUGUACGUAUGAUAAAAACAAGUGUUAAAAAAUGUGGUUUAAUCUGUCGCCAUUCCAUGUACAUAUUAUCCUUUUUACUGACUUCAAUUUCAAUAUCAUCUAGUGAAACAUCUGCUGUGAUAGGAGUUUGCUUUAUAAAUAUUUUCUUUGGUAGGUGGGAUGGAUGAAUUUUUUAGUAUUCAGUAGGUUGGUAACUUAGAGUAUUGCUAGUUUAUAACAUUGUUGUAUUUACGAGUUUCAAGUUUUCUGUGUUGGUGUGUAAUACGAGUAAUAGCGAUUUUGUUACUGUUACACUGUAUUAACGACUAGUGGGUGACUAACGACACA